CACCUUCAGGGUCCGAGCCAGCCUCCCCUCCACCGGCCGCUCCAGAACUGGAACAGGGGCUCCUAUGUUAUCAAUGCUCGCCGGGUCCUGAGGCACAGACAGCUGGGCCAUCGGCUUGCCCGGGAGUUUGCACGCCAGCUGUCUCAGGUGCCACUGAGCCCACUCCAGCCACAGAGGCGUCCUGCCAACCCAAGAACCGGCUCAAACAGAAGGAGCCUGACCUCCUGGACUUCCCUCCCAAGCUGGUGGCAGAGCAGCUCACCUACAUGGAUGCGGAGCUGUUCAAGAAGGUGGUGCCCCAUCAGUGCCUGGGCUCCGUCUGGUCCCAGAGGAACAGGCCUGGCAAUGAGCACCUUGCACCCACAGUCUGGGCCACCAUCGCCCAGUUCAAUGCUGUGGCCAGCUGCAUCGUCACCACAGGCCUUGGCAACCCAAGCAUGACAGCCCGGGACAGGGCCGUGGUGGUGGACCACUGGAUCCGGGUGGCCAAGGCCUGUCAGAUCCUGGGGAACUACUCCUCCCUGCAUGUCAUCCUCUGGGCUCUGCAGAGUGUCCCCAUUCACCGCCUGAAGAGGACAUGGGACAACGUUUCCAGGAAGAGCUUCCAAACAUACAAAAAGCUCUGCAGAGAAGACAACCCCCAGGGCAGGGAACUACUCAUCAAGGAGCGGCCCUCGAAUAAACUUGCCACCCUGGUGAGGCAGCUGCAGAGAGCGUGGAAGGGGCUGCCGAAGAAGGGUGUCGUCCCAUACCUUGGCACUUUCCUCACUGACCUAGUGAUGUUGGAUACUGCAAUGGAGGACUACCUGGAGGGCAAUGAGAUCAACCACUGCAAAAAGAAUAAGGUGAGCAUACGGAGCCCUGGCUCUAGGGAAGGGGAGGCAGCCCCUAUCAGAGACGCCCCUGGGAAGAACAUUCCUUGGCUCCAUCCACUCCCCUCCAUCUCCCAUUUCCUGGGACACGUUGCUAAGAAUGAAGUGCAAGACCCAUCUAGUCAGUCAGUAGGGAUCCAGAAAGGCAUCAAGGAGAACUUCCUGGAGGAGGGGCUGAUUCUACUAGCCUCUGAGAACAGUUUGGGACCGCAUGAAGUUGCAUGCAGGAGGGUGGUCCUGUGUGCCAAGACCCAGGACCCGUCCCCUGUCCCGCUGCUCAGCCCUCACCUGGCCCUGUAGCUUCCCCACCCAGGCUCGGUGUGCAUCCUGUGCCUCUCU
Lutra lutra (Eurasian river otter) is the source of this 1211-nucleotide messenger RNA. Its product is annotated as ral guanine nucleotide dissociation stimulator-like. Gene Ontology annotation, molecular function: guanyl-nucleotide exchange factor activity. Gene Ontology annotation, biological process: positive regulation of GTPase activity; Ras protein signal transduction. The record is from RefSeq and is a predicted model, not a curated record. Bases 267 to 1172 code for a protein of 301 amino acids. Gene Ontology annotation, cellular component: plasma membrane. The transcript has 7 exons. Lineage: Eukaryota; Metazoa; Chordata; Mammalia; Carnivora; Mustelidae.